AUGGCGGCAGGGGCAGUUGUUUCUGCUAUUGUGGAGAACCUUUUAUGGAGCUUGAGCUCUCUGAUCGGCCGUGAGAUCGCAUUAAUAUAUGGUGUCAAUUCAGAGCUUGAAAUUCUCAGCAGGAGGUUAUCAACAAUUCAAGCCGUGCUUCAAGAUGCAGAGGAGCAGCAAAUCAACAACCCAGCUGUGAAAAUUUGGCUCCAGAGUCUCAAGGAUGCGGCUUACGGUGCAGAAGACGUAUUGGACGAGUUCCUGACAGAAGCUCUUCGUCGCAAAAUGGGCAACCGCGCGAUUACAAAGGUAAGCAAGAUCUUCUUACGCUCUAGAAUGGGUCAUAAAAUUAAGAGGGUUUUGGAAAAAAUAGACAGAAUUGCAGCUGAAAGGUCUCAGUUUAAUUUGAGGGAGUCUGAAGUGAACAGAAGAGAUGAAAAUACAGAGGGACGAGAGACUGAUUCCUUUGUGAUUGAAUCAGAAGUUUAUGGAAGAGAUGAAGAUAAAGAGAAGAUUGUAAAAAUGCUAAUCAGCAGUGGUGACGAAGCUAAUGAUUUUUCAAUCAUAGUCAUCCCCAUCGUUGGCAUGGGGGGACUAGGCAAGACAACAAUUGCUCAGCUAGUAUACAAUGAUGACAGAGUAAAAGGGUACUUUAACCUACGAAUGUGGAUUUGUGUUUCUGAUGAUUUUGAUGUAAAGAAGCUUGUAAGAUCAAUUAUAGAAUCUGCUACUGCUGGUGCUAAAUGUGACAUCUCAGACAUGGAUCCAUUACAGCAUCGCCUACAAGAGGUGUUGCGGGGGAAGCUAUUUUUACUCGUUCUAGAUGAUGUAUGGAAUGAGGAUCAUGAGAAAUGGGAUAGAUUGAGAAAAUAUUUGAUGUGCGGAGCAAGAGGAAGCAAAAUCAUAGUAACUAGUCGCAGUUACGGAGUGGCAGAGAUAAUGGGCACAGUGGAACCAUACUCUCUAGGGGUUUUAUCUGAGGAAGGCUGUUGGUCUUUAUUCAGGGAAAGAGCUUUUAGGGACAGAGGCGAAGAAGAGGCUAAUCCAAAUCYGGUGGCUAUAGGAAAGGAGAUCGUGAAUAAGUAUGGAGGAGUACCGUUAGCGGUAAAAGCUCUAGGAGGUCUAUUGAGGUCUAAGAAAGAAGAGAAAGAAUGGUUGUCAGUUAGAGACCACAGGAGUAGUUUAAUCGAAGAAGAUGAAAGUGGAAUCUUACCUGCCCUGAAAUUGAGUUACAAUAGUCUCCCAUCACCCAUGAAGCAAUGUUUUGCUUUUUGUGCAUUGUUUCCUAAAGACUACAAAAUUCCAAAGAAUACUCUAAUUCAGUUAUGGAUUGCGCAUGGCUUUAUUCCAGCUGAGUUUUCAUCUGUAGGGAAAGAGGUAGAGGACGUUGGAAAUGAGUAUUUCAAUGACUUUAUAAGGAGGUGUUUAUUUCAAGAUGUCGUGAAAGAUGAAUAUGGAAAUAUUAAGGAAUGUAAGAUGCACGACCUAGUGCACGAUCUUGCUGGAUCCAUUGGAGGGAAAGAAUGCAUGACUAUGGAUGUUGGGAAUGAUAAUUGGAGGGAAAGUAUUCAUAAAAGGAUUUAUCAUGCAUCAAUUUACUUUCCUUAUGAUAAUGAAAGGAAGGUAGAAGUUUUCACAGCGCUCCACAAGGCACAGAAUCUACGAACAUUGCUUCUUAUGCACCAAUGUUGGGAGCCUACUCUACCACGUGGUUGUUCCUUAAGAUUUAAGGGAUUACGUGUGCUUGAUUUACAUGAUACAACUAUUAAGACGCUCCCCAUUUCCAUCAGCCAGCUUAAACAUCUAAGGUAUUUAGACCUCUCUACCACUUCUAUAAGGAAACUUCCAACAACCUUUACUUCCCUCCAAAAUCUACAAACCUUAAAGCUCUUGGAUGCUCAUCGCUUUGCAGAGCUGCCACGAGACUUGAGAAAGAUGGUUAACCUCAGGCAUCUCGAAUUUAAUGGACAUACAAAGGUGAAUAAGAUGCCAUUAAGGAUGGGGCAACUAACAGGGCUACAAACGUUGACAAGGUUUAUUGUUGGUAAAGAGAUAGGUAGGACAAUAACAGAGUUAAAGGACCUAAAUAACCUCCGAGGUCAGAUUAGGAUUGAAAAACUGGAAAGUGUGAGGAGUGCAAGUGAAGCAGAGACAGCCGACUUGAAGAAUAAGCCAAACCUAUAUGGGUUGGAAUUACGUUGGGAAGACGAUAAUUUGGGAGAAGAAGAGGUGGGGGUGGAGGGUGUGAUAGAAUGCCUUGAACCACAUCCGAAUUUGAAAAAAUUAAGGGUACACGGAUAUCCAAGACCAGAGAUUCCAAGCUGGAUGGCACUACUACCAAACCUUGUUACACUAACAUUAGUGAAUUGCAAAAAAAUGGAAUCUCUCCCGCCUUUGGGAAAAUUGCACAAGCUCAAAGUGCUCACUAUUCAAGGGCUAGACGCAGUUACCCACAUGGGUAAUGAAUUGUUGUAUGGUUCUGAUGAUUGCAUUAAUGAAGGCAGCAGGGCAACAGUGGCAUUUCCGUCAUUGACCAAUUUUACAUUAGAAAAAAUGGCCAAUUUGGAAGAAUGGCUGUUGUUUGGUGACUUGCAAUUUCAGGGGGAAAGACGACCGCAAGUAUUACCUCGCCUUGAAUACUUGUAUAUCUCACGUUGCCCCAAGUUGAGAUAUUUGCCAGCUCUGGGGGAAUUGCCUCGUCUUAAAGUACUCGACAUAAUAGCACUGGAUGCAAUUACACAAAUGAGCAAGGAGUUGUACUUGCAUGGUAAUGAUAAUACUGAUGGCAUGGAAACAGUGUUAUUUCCAUUAUUGACUAGAUUUCGAUUAUAUUUUAUGGCCAAUUUGGAAGAAUGGCUGUUGUUUUGUGACUUGCAGUUCCAGGGGGAAAGACGGCCGCAAGUAUUACCUCGCCUUGAAUACUUGUAUAUCUCACAUUGCCCCAAGUUGACAAUGUCAAAUGCGUUGCCACAUCUUACUACUCUGAAAUUCUUGUCUGUUAUGGCUUGUCAAACGUUUUGGCAUAUUUCGAUAUCGUACCCCACAGCCCUUAAAGAAUUGUCUAUUAGGAGUGCAUCUGAUCUGGAACGUUUGCCAGAGAGCAUGCAACCCCUCACCAAACUUCAAGAAUUGACAAUUUGGGAUUGUCCUAAACUGGAGUGUUUGCCAGAGUGGAUCGACUGUUUGGUAUCGCUUCGAAUGCUCAUCCUUUACGAUAAUCCAAAUCUUCAGAAUCUUCCGAUGGCAAUUCAACGCCUCCACUCACUUCAAUCAUUAACGAUCCAUGAAUGUCCCCAGUUAAAGAUACAAUGUGAGAAGGAGCGAGGUCCAGAUUGGCAUAAAAUUGCUAAUAUUCCAAACAUUGUUAUACUUUAG
Molecule: messenger RNA, 3366 nt
Organism: Nelumbo nucifera (sacred lotus)
Lineage: Eukaryota; Viridiplantae; Streptophyta; Magnoliopsida; Proteales; Nelumbonaceae
Product: disease resistance protein RGA2-like
Molecular function (GO): ADP binding
Source: RefSeq, a predicted model, not a curated record